CGCUCGGGGACCCCCGCGCUGGGGCCGGUGGGCCCUGGAGCUGGGCGGCCAUGGCAGUGGCUACCGCGGCCGCACUACUGGCCGCACUGGGUGGGGCGCUGUGGCUGGCGGCGCGGCGACUCGCGGGGCCCAGAGUCCCGAGUCUGCGCGGAGGCGGGGACCCUGGCCUCAUGAACGGGAAGACGGUGCUGAUCACGGGGGCCAACAGCGGCCUGGGCCGCGCCACGGCCGCCGAGCUGCUGCGCCUGGGGGCGCGCGUGAUCAUGGGCUGCCGCGACCGCGAGCGCGCCGAGGAGGCGGCGGGGCAGCUCCGCCGCGAGCUCCGCGAAGCCGCGGGGGCGGGCGAGCUGGUCGUCCGGGAGCUGGACCUCGCCUCGCUGCGCUCGGUGCGCGCCUUCUGCCGGGAGGUGCUGCAGGAAGAGCCUCGGCUGGACGUGUUGAUCAACAACGCCGGUAUCUUCCAGUGCCCUUACACGAAGACCGAAGACGGGUUUGAGAUGCAGUUUGGGGUGAACCACUUGGGGCACUUCCUGCUCACCAAUCUUCUCCUGGGCCUUCUGAAGAACUCGGCUCCCAGCAGGAUCGUGGUGGUUUCCUCCAAACUUUAUAAAUACGGAGACAUCAACUUUGAGGACUUGAACAGUGAGCAAAGCUAUAAUAAAAGCUUUUGUUACAGUAGGAGCAAACUGGCUAACAUUCUUUUCACCAGAGAACUGGCCCGCCGCUUGGAAGGCACGAACGUCACCGUGAACGUUUUGCAUCCUGGUAUUGUGCGGACUAACCUUGGGCGGCACAUUCACAUUCCACUGUUGGUGAAACCCCUUUUCAAUUUGGUUUCUUGGGCUUUUUUCAAAACUCCCGUAGAAGGUGCCCAGACUUCCAUUUACUUGGCUUCUUCCCCUGAGGUGGAAGGUGUAUCAGGAAGGUACUUCGGGGACUGUAAAGAGGAAGAACUGUUGCCCAAAGCUAUGGACGAGUCAGUUGCGAGGAAACUCUGGGACAUCAGCGAGGUGAUGGUUGGCAUACUAAAAUAGGAACAAGGAGUAAAAGAGCUAUUUAUAAAACGAUAUCAGUUAUAUCUAUGAAGUGCAAUGGUGUUGCUUGAGCACUUGUUACUUGAAAAAACAACUUUAGUUUUACAAUAGCACUACUAAGAGAUACAUAUAGAUAUUUUGAAGUUAUAAAAGUUGUGUUUUGGAUAACUAUUUGAGCAAAAAUGAUUUAAAUAUAUAAGUAUGAAGAAUGAGUAUAAUGAACAGUACAGUUGUAUUUUUAUAAUGUAGUGAACAAGCAUGGAUUACAAUUAUUUCAGAAUUUCAUGACUUAAAACAGGUAUUUUGAACUGUUUUUCCAAUAUCUUUGAAUUUCAUGUCCAAAGUGUGAAAUAUUUUUGCUAUAAUGCUGGUUUAUCUGUGGAAAUAGUGUGCCUAGUGUGUGCACACAAGUCUUACGUGGAAUAAAUUUACUCAUGCAAAUUCUUAAUUGUGCCUUUCUUUAGAGAAGUCACU
Messenger RNA from Lepus europaeus (European hare), 1508 nucleotides. RefSeq names its product retinol dehydrogenase 14 (gene RDH14). The transcript has 2 exons. Lineage: Eukaryota; Metazoa; Chordata; Mammalia; Lagomorpha; Leporidae. The record is from RefSeq and is a predicted model, not a curated record. The coding region runs from base 51 to 1034 and encodes 327 amino acids.